AACAGUACGCUUUGCCAUGUGAUGAAUUAGUAAAAAGAGGACCAACUGAUCUUGUGCCAGAACUCAUAUACUUGCUUAUUGUCAUACACCCAGUUUGGAAGGAACAGUAUCAAUUCCAUUAGUGCCAUCAGCUGAAACUAAAGAUUAUGCUUCAUUCAGGCAGUUGCAGUAGUGACAACUAUUUCUCCUAUGGCAAUGAAAUUGACUUGUUCAGAAUGCCUUGCACAAGACAAGAAGAAGAGCCGCCUCCUAUGAUGUUUUUGCACUACUCUCCUUCCCCAUUUCUGGACAUCAGCGAUUCGCUGUUGGGUCAUCACUUUGUGCCCCAACAAGAUAAAGAGAUCAUAGCUGAUGAUGAGAAUGAGACUAUUAUGGAAACUUCAAACCAGCAGGCCAUUAACAAGAGCGCCGAGGUGGCUAGAAAGGCAGCUGUAAAGAAAAGAGCAAACAACCUUAACCCUAACCCUAGAAAGAGAACUAGAAAGUCUGAUCGCCACAGCAAGAUUUACACGGCCGGCGGUCUGAGAGAUCGGAGAAUGAGAUUGUCUGUUCAGAUUGCCCGGAAGUUCUUUGACCUGCAGGAGAUGUUGGGCUUUGAUAAAGCAAGCAAAACAAUAGAUUGGCUCUUCUCCAAAUCAAAAUCCGCCAUCACAGAACUCACUAGGACGCGACCAAAUUACUGUUAUCAUGCCGGUGAGUUCAACAAUUUCUCAUCAGAAGAGAACCCAAAGGUUGUAACAUCGAAAGGUAAGCGAAACAACAGAAAGCCGAGAAAAUCAGCAUAUAAUCCUGACGCAAAAGAGUCCAGGGCCAAGGCAAGAGCUAGGGCAAGGGAGAGGACAAGAGAGAAAUUGAUCAUCAGAAGCCUUCAACAAAUGAAGCCGAUACCCGAAUGUGUUGAAGAACCAAGCCCUCGCCGAUUAGCCACUGCAGGCAUGGCUAAAAGAUUUUUGGACAUUACAGGCUCUGAUAUCCAGAGAAACCCUGCAGUUUCAGAUGGAGAAAUUAAUUCCAACAGCUUCCUGGGUAUUUUUGGAAAUUGGGACAUGACAAACUUGUUAGGAUUAUCAGGUAAUUUUCAUGAACAAAACCCUAUCUCCGCCUCUGAUAUUUGUUUUCAGUCUCAGUUUAGAGGACAACAUUUCUCUUGGCAGGACUCUGGAUGGCAAUGUUAAUUAAUCACGGUCCUCAGUU
Diospyros lotus (date-plum) is the source of this 1194-nucleotide messenger RNA. RefSeq names its product transcription factor TCP18-like. NCBI's taxonomy places the organism in Eukaryota, Viridiplantae, Streptophyta, Magnoliopsida, Ericales, Ebenaceae. The record is from RefSeq and is a predicted model, not a curated record. The transcript has a single exon. Gene Ontology annotation, cellular component: nucleus. Bases 147 to 1175 code for a protein of 342 amino acids. Gene Ontology annotation, molecular function: sequence-specific DNA binding; DNA-binding transcription factor activity. Gene Ontology annotation, biological process: regulation of secondary shoot formation.